Aspergillus uvarum CBS 121591 is the source of this 435-nucleotide messenger RNA. RefSeq lists its product as uncharacterized. Lineage: Eukaryota; Fungi; Ascomycota; Eurotiomycetes; Eurotiales; Aspergillaceae. Bases 87 to 329 code for a protein of 80 amino acids. The transcript has 2 exons. The record is from RefSeq and is a predicted model, not a curated record.
UUCUUCUCCUUCUGCCUCUUCAUCAUCAUCAUCAUCAUCAUCCUUGUUCAUCUGCACCUAUACUCGCAUGGCCUUUCCUAUCUGCAAUGCAAGCCAGCCACGAAUGCACACUUUCCUUGGAUUGCCCCAUGAUCAAGCCUUCCUCUUGGUCUAGCCCUUCCCUCAGUCCCUCUCGCUCGCAAAACCGAGUCGUGCUACUGCUGCUACUCUGUACUGCUGCUGCUACUUGGCCAGAUUCGGUCACCCUCCGAUGGGUCUGGAGCAAGAUCCACCUGUCAAUUGGCUCGCGUAGCUUUCGGCUCCAUUGUCGAUUUACACCCCAAACCUAACUCGGAUGGAAACUAGCCUAGGCCAAGCGGCAUCAGGGUUUCUUCUCACUACCAUUCAUACCCCUGCGCAAGGUCUACACUGUUCAUCGCCGUCUCGCUCGAGACG